AUGUAUGGAAUUAGUAAUACAGUAUUUAUUACCAUUGUAUUUUUUAUUACUCUGUAACAUUUCGAAAUGAAACGCCUAUGAUAUUUUCAUUAAAAAAAAAACAUAUUUAACAUUAAUCGAAUUGCGCCAGCGCGAUUCUGACAAAGGCAUUGGACUUUAAUUCGUUCGCAAAAGAGACUCGAGGAGCGAUCCAAAUGGCAUAAAAAUUAUUACGCGGAAAUACAAUUAAGUAUUAUAGUCUUGAAAAUUUUCAGAACAGUUUCACAAUAUUAUUUUACAACGGAUUUUAUAAUUGAAAUACUUGAGUGUUAGGUUUCAGUUUUUCACGAAGUGGAAGCCAUCGAAACACGUUACAGUUCCUUCAUUGUUGCUGUGUGACAUUACACUUAAAAGUUUUAAGGUAUAUAAAAGUGCAAAAAGUGUUUCUUUAUUCACAGAACGAUCGAAACGUUUUGCAAAUUUAAUGAGUUAAAAUGAAACUGUCAAGAUACAUUUCACCGUAGUUGGGUAACUUUGUUCGUCCCUAAUUAGCUGCAAACAAUUCACAAUUUUAUAUAUAAGCGUAUGUAGUUUAAUUUAUUUAAUAUAACUGAAUAAGUAGGUGGAGAUUUCUUAUUUCAUUUAGAAAGAUCGAAGUACAAUUGGCGAAAUAUAAUUGCGUCUUUUUUCAUCCGGCAUGUUUUUUUUGGUUAUGUCAAUUUAUCAUGAUUUAGCAUAAUAAAACAUUUAACAAUUCAUCAUCACAAUGCUAAUAAUAUUGUCCUUAUAACAAUCGAUCUUAUUAAACUAAUAAUUAAGUCUUUUUUUUUAAUUAUAUCGUUUCGUUCUUUUGAUCAGUAAAUUAUUUUAAGGUUAUGACACGUAUCAAAAAUCUUCCAUUAUUAAACGAUAUUAAAUAGCUUAAGCUUAUGCGUUGUUACAGUGUCGCAUGUAAUUAUUCUACAAUUUUUUCAUUUCAAACAGAGCAGUUCCUAUAAGGCAGUAAUGGCUGUCAAAGGGCUGGUAACAGCAAUUGUUCAAUUCUUAACCCAACAAUUAGAUGAAGGUGAUAUCACAGCAGAUUCUCGAGAAAGUCUCGAAGUAGCAAUACAGUGUUUAGAGAGUGCUUAUAAUAUACAAGCGUCUGAUAAUCCAACAAAUAUUAACUUAUAUGAAAUAUAUAAGUCUUCCGUUGAAAAUGCAAAGCCCAAUUUAACUCCUGAAGCCACUCCAGAAGCAAAAGCUGAAGCUGAAAGAUUGAAAAAUGAAGGAAAUACUCUUAUGAAAGCUGAGAAGCAUCAUGAAGCUCUUGCUAAUUAUACAAAAGCAAUUCAGUUAGAUGGUUGUAACGCAGUGUAUUAUUGUAAUCGUGCUGCAGCAUAUAAUAAAAUUGGCAAUUACCAGCAAGCCAUUAAAGAUUGUCAUACUGCUUUGUCCAUUGAUCCUUCAUAUAGUAAAGCAUAUGGACGAUUAGGUUUAGCGUAUUCUCAUCUUCAAAAACAUAAAGAAGCUAAAGAGAGUUACCAGAAAGCUUUGGAGAUGGAACCUGACAAUGAAAGUUACAAAAAUAAUUUACAACUAGCAGAAGAAAAAUUAUCUCAGUCGAACAUGAACAAUACGGGAUUAAGUGGAGGUACAUUGCCAGGCAUGGAUCUUAGUUCACUUUUGAGUAAUCCUGCUCUUAUGAACAUGGCUCGUCAAAUGUUAUCUAAUCCAGCACUUCAAAACAUGGUGAGCAAUUUCAUGACUGGACAGGUAGAACAAGGAGGACAUAUGGAUGCUCUUAUAGAGGCUGGUCAACAAUUUGCGCGACAAUUACAAAACGCGAAUCCCGAGUUAAUUGAAUCUUUAAGACGACAAAUGGGAGGGAAUCCAAAUGAUCCAGAUCCACCACAACAAAAUUAAAACAACUGUGAUUAUGAUAUAUUUUAAAAAUAUUACACAAAAUGGAAAUAAUUAAAUUGAAUUGGAACACAUACAUAAGUACAGAACAAUGUGUAUCAUUUUUUAAUAUGAAAGUGUGAAAAAUUAUGAGAUUAACUUAUAUUAUCUCUAUCGUAAAAUAAUAUUCAUAUACAUAUAUAUGUAUAUAUAU
Heterotrigona itama is the source of this 2074-nucleotide messenger RNA. The record is from the annotation of a GenBank genome assembly. NCBI's taxonomy places the organism in Eukaryota, Metazoa, Arthropoda, Insecta, Hymenoptera, Apidae.